This is a messenger RNA of Gigantopelta aegis, 2291 nucleotides long. RefSeq lists its product as uncharacterized. The transcript has 3 exons. The record is from RefSeq and is a predicted model, not a curated record. Bases 21 to 1919 code for a protein of 632 amino acids. NCBI's taxonomy places the organism in Eukaryota, Metazoa, Mollusca, Gastropoda, Neomphalida, Peltospiridae.
UAACAAAUCCUACACCUGUAAUGGAUAAUGUGCGGGAUGUUACGCAGAGUACACAUAUAGCUUCCAGUAAAACACCAGUGGGAGGUGUUCCGGAAGUUACGCAGAGGGCGCACAGACCUUCCAGUAAAACACCAGUAGAAGGUGUUCCGGACGUUAUGCAGAGUGAAUCUACUAUAUCAUUGAAUAAGCCCGUUGUUAUGCUGAUGGCUACAAUUAUCGCGGUGUUCGUCGUAUUAUUAUUCAGCUGUCUAGCGAAAUACAUCUAUGUAUUACACACAAGGAAAGAGCGAAAAAAUCAGGAAACAGCCGAACAAGAGCCGUUGUCGAGCGGAACCUUGACGUCACACACGUAUGCGGAGAUUGACGAAAUUAACACAAGUGUUUCUGGUCAGCGACCGUUUGAAACGCCAGCAAGACAAUCAAAUAUGGCGACAUCAGCGUUAGGUCAUGAUAUAGGUCCACAAAACCAGAGCGUUUCUCAAACACGUCGAACAUUAUCAACAGGUGCACCCGACUUAUCCUCAAUGUAUAUCCAUCAAGCAAGGCCGUCAAAUAUGUUGACGUCUGGUGAUCUUAGAGUUUUAGGUCAUGCUGUAGGUCCACAAAACCACAGCUUCUCUCUAACGCAUCCAACAUUAUCAACAGCUACACCAGACGUAUCCUCAAUGUGUAUUCAUCAAGCAAGGCAGUCAAAUGUGUCGACAUCAUCUGGUUAUCUUGCACCUUUAAGUUGUAAUGUGCCAUCAGACAUUCAAGAUCAAAGAACAGCUGAUAAUGACGCAUGCUCAAAGUGCAUCCAGCCUGUAGCAUCACUAGGUGAUGAUGCAACCGUUUUUAACCAGGACGAAUUUAAAGCUCAACCAACAAUACCAAAUAUAUGGGCAUCAUCUGGUUGUCUCAGACGUUUACGCCCGCGUCCAGCGUUAUCAACAGUUGAUCACAGUGUUUCCUCAAUGCAUAUCCAUCCUGUGACAUCAGAAUGUGAUAUUUCUGAUCGGGUCGAUUUUAAAUCACGAGCAACAGUAGCAAAUGGUUCGACACCAGCGAGGUGUGAAGGACCAUCGAGGCGCCAACAGUUAAGGCUAGCUAAUCUUAACGAAACGUCAGCAUGUAUGCGCUUUGUGGUGUUGCGCCAUCACAAUUCAGGUUGUUCAGUUCAGGACAUAUGUAAAACGCAGGCAACAUUACCAGGCGUGUUGACAUUGAGUAGUCCAGCAAGACAUAUGAAGCGCCUGAACGAGAAAUUCAUGAUUGAACAGCGUUCAUCAGCUGACCAAGUCCAGUCUUCAAUCCCUAUAGACCCUAUUGUGUUACAAGGCCGUGAUACAGGUCGGCCAGAUCAAGGUGUCUUUCAAACACAAACAGCAUCAUCAAAUGUAGCAACAUCAACUAGUUCUCUUAGAACACAGAGUUGUAAUGUUGUACCACUGCCAUUGAAAGCUCGAGAGCAAAGAGCAGCGGAGCACAAGACCUCGAUAAAUACCCAGCCUGACGAUGAAGAUCAUUUAUGUCAGAGCGAAUGUAAACCGUAUUCAGAAUUACCAAGCAUGUCUAGAUUGACAGUGUCUGGUAGACCUCCACGGUUUAAUGGAACAUUAAGGUUUGAGGAAUGUUCUCCAGCCGACCGAGUUCACUCUUCAGACUAUAUAGAUCCUGUGACAUUACAAGGCCACGAAGUGGCUUCACCAGAUGGCAGCCGCAUUAAGUUGCAUGCAACAUUACCAAGAAUGUCGACGUCGGCUAGGUCUGUUGGACCAGAAAGGUGUAAUGGACAAUUAAGGAAUGGAGGGUUUACUCUAGCUGAUUCAUUUCAAACUUCAGUAUAUAUAGACCCUACAAAAUUACAACAUCAAGGCAUCGUUCAGUCGCAUGCAACAUUGCCAAGAAUGUCGACUAGGUCUGUUAGACCUGACAUAUAAAAUUAUGUAACAAACAAUUAAGGAGUGCAGGGUUAAAGAGCGAACGAGUUUACUUCAGCCGACCGAGUAUUAUCUUCGGUCUGUAUAGAUCCUAUAACAUUACAAAUCCAUGAUGUGUGUUCACCACAUUAAGGCAUCAUUCAAUCUCAAGCAACGUAACAAAGAAUGUCGAUAUCGACCAGCUGUUACAGAUCUCCCAGCAGGGAGUGGCGGUCCUUCUAAGGACGAACACCUGAUAGUGGACCAUGGAAGCAAUCACGACUUUGCCUAAAACGUCCUUUCGACUCUACCUUGUGCGGAUAUACAAGUUUGUCCGUAAUUCAGAAAAUUCCGACCCCCUCGCCAUCUUGGAUUUAACGGAUGUAACACAAA